This is a messenger RNA of Pterocles gutturalis (yellow-throated sandgrouse), 2063 nucleotides long. Its product is annotated as inhibitor of apoptosis protein. Lineage: Eukaryota; Metazoa; Chordata; Aves; Pterocliformes; Pteroclidae. The transcript has 8 exons. The coding region runs from base 1 to 1836 and encodes 611 amino acids. Gene Ontology annotation, cellular component: nucleus; spindle microtubule; cytoplasm. Gene Ontology annotation, biological process: regulation of cell cycle; regulation of apoptotic process. The record is from RefSeq and is a predicted model, not a curated record.
AUGAAUAUAAUGGAAAAUAGCCCUUUCUUGGCUAGCAUCAUGAAGCAGAGUGCUUUCUGUGGUGAACUGAAGUAUGACUUAUCCUGUGAACUCUACAGAAUGUCGACGUUUUCUACUUUCCCUGUUAAUGUGCCAGUGUCAGAACGGAGUCUUGCCCGGGCUGGGUUUUAUUACACUGGCGUGCAAGAUAAAGUUAAGUGCUUCAGUUGUGGCUUAACAUUGGACAACUGGCAACCAGGAGAUAAUGCUAUGGAAAAACAUAAACACCUGUAUCCUAGCUGCAGUUUUGUUCAAAACAUGCUUUCAGUUAACAACCUUGGACUGUCCUCUCGUUCUGCCUUUUCACCUUUGGCUGCAAACAAUCUCUCACCAUCUCUACAUUCCAUAACACUUUCUCCAAGUUUAGAACAAGUUGGAUAUUUCAGUGGCUCUUUUUCUAGUUUUCCUCAAGACCCAGUAACUACUAGGGCAGUUGAAGACCUGUCAUUCUUGAGACCUAAACUUCACAAUCCUUCUAUGAGUACAGAAAAUGCUAGACUACGCACUUUCCACUCAUGGCCGCUGACAUUUCUCUCACCCAUUGAUCUGGCAAAGGCUGGACUCUAUUACUUGGGGACAGCAGACAAAGUUGCUUGUUUCACCUGUGGUGGUCAGCUGAGUAACUGGGAACCAAAAGAUAAUGCCAUGUCAGAGCAUCGGAGACACUUUCCUAGCUGCCCUUUUGUGGAAAACCUUACCCGAGACCAGCCAAAUUUCAAUGUUUCAAAUGUGAGCAUGCAAACCCAUGAAGCACGUGUUAAAACAUUCAUAAACUGGCCAACUAGAAUUCCAGUUCAGCCUGAACAGCUCGCGGAUGCUGGCUUUUACUAUGUAGGCCGCAACGAUGAUGUGAAGUGUUUUUGCUGUGAUGGUGGGUUAAGGUGCUGGGAAUCUGGAGAUGAUCCAUGGAUUGAGCAUGCAAAGUGGUUUCCCAGGUGUGAGUACCUGCUUCGUGUAAAAGGAGGAGACUUUGUAAGUCAAGUUCAGGCCAGGUUCCCUCAUCUUCUUGAACAGCUGUUGUCAACUUCUGAUAUGCCUGUAGAUGAAAACAUUGAUCCUCCAAUUAUUCAUUUUGAACCUGGAGAGAGUCAUUCAGAAGAUGCAAUCAUGAUGAACACACCAGUGGUUAAAGCUGCCUUGGAGAUGGGAUUCAGCAGAAGGCUCAUAAAGCAAACAGUGCAAAGUAAAAUCUUGGCCACUGGAGAAAACUACAAGACUGUUAAUGAUCUUGUGUCUGAUCUGCUCACUGCUGAAGAUGAGAAGAGGGAAGAAGAGAAAGAGAGGCAAUUUGAAGAAGUGGCAUCAGAUGAUUUGUCCUUAAUCCGGAAGAAUCGAAUGGCUUUAUUCCAACGUUUAACAUGUGUACUUCCAAUCCUUGGGAGUUUACUAUCAGCUAAAGUGAUAACGGAACUUGAGCAUGAUGUUAUUAAGCAAAAGACUCAGACACCAUUGCAAGCAAGGGAACUGAUAGAUACAGUUCUAGUGAAAGGAAAUGAAGCAGCUAGUAUAUUCAGAAGCUGUCUACGAGACUGUGACCCUGAACUGUACAAAGAUUUAUUUGUGGAGAAGAACAUGAAGUAUGUUCCCACAGAAGAUGUUUCAGGUUUACCUAUGGAAGAACAAUUAAGAAGAUUGCAAGAGGAAAGAACAUGUAAAGUUUGCAUGGACAAAGAAGUUUCUAUUGUUUUUAUUCCAUGUGGUCACUUAGUGGUAUGCAAAGAAUGUGCGCCAUCCCUUAGAAAAUGCCCUAUUUGCAGGGGGACAAUAAAGGGAACAGUUCGUACAUUUCUUUCCUAAAGAGGGAAACUUGCAAAAUGUCUUUGUUCCUGUCAUCCUCCAGCUGCUGAAGCUUAAGCCAGCAGUGUUUUAGGAAUGGAAAACUGUGGUACAGAAGUUGAUUAAUCAACUACCUAACACUGUUGUGUAACAGUAAACCAUAUCAUCAUUAUGAAUAUACUAGGUCGUCUUUGCCAAAGGCCAUUUCUUUUCUGUUCAUAAAACUAACUCAGUACUGAGGUGAGGUU